This is a messenger RNA of Schizosaccharomyces octosporus yFS286, 2541 nucleotides long. Its product is annotated as wybutosine biosynthesis protein Tyw1. The coding region runs from base 304 to 2358 and encodes 684 amino acids. NCBI's taxonomy places the organism in Eukaryota, Fungi, Ascomycota, Schizosaccharomycetes, Schizosaccharomycetales, Schizosaccharomycetaceae. The record is from RefSeq and is a predicted model, not a curated record. Gene Ontology annotation, biological process: wybutosine biosynthetic process. The transcript has a single exon. Gene Ontology annotation, molecular function: 4 iron, 4 sulfur cluster binding; FMN binding; catalytic activity.
AUCGUUGAUCAUUUUAUAGAAACAUAAUACAAAAUAUAUUCAAGAAGCUUAUAGAUGAUCAGAUAAAUAUUAUUUCCACUUGAGAAAACACAUCAGUCCAGAAAGACAAAUUCUCAUUGUCAACAAAAAGAAAAAGAGCAAAGUGCUUGAAUAUUAAUAAAAGUCGGAUACUUUACUUUUCAUAUGGAAAGAUACAUCUUCUCUUGCUUCUGAUUGGCAAGACAUUGCUUUGGUCGGUAUCAUACUAAGGCUCUUUGAAUUUUUUCCUCUUCCAACUACCAAAGACGCUGGAAGAAAAACACUAUGAGUUUUGAUCUUGCGUAUUUGGAAGAAAAAUGGGGGACUUAUAGAGGCCUGUUAUUUUAUUUAGUCCUUCUUUUGCCUGUGGCAGCUCACGUACUACUGUCGCGAAACAAGAAGCAAUUGGCGGUUUCAAGUGAAGAAAAUCUGCCGAAAGAAAAAGAAAACACAAAGCACAAGAAAACGGUUAAGAGAUUUACUAGGAAAAACGUGAAGAGCAAACUCGUUCAAUCCAAUUCUCAGAAUGAGAUUGAUUUGCUAAACUCGCCAAUAUGCAUCUUCUACGCUACUUUGGGAGGAACAGCCCAGCGGUAUGCUAAUGAAGUGCACAAGUUAAUGUCUACGAAUCUUCAAAGAGAUGACUUGCAAUUGCUAAGUUUGGAUUACAUCGAUUUGGAGGAAUAUUUCCUUUCCUGUCCGGAAAAUGCAGUCUACCUUAUUAUUCUACCCUCUUAUGCCAUUGAGAGUAGUAUUGAUUUCUACUUAUCGACGUUGCGUGAGACAUUUUACGAUUUUCGCGUUCAAAAAAACCCUUUAGAAAAGUUGUCAGGGUAUGCUGUGUUUGGACUUGGUGAUAUGGACAAUUAUCCUGGUGAUAUGUUUUGCUACCAGGCUAUUCAAACCGAUAAGUGGUUAAGCAAACUUGGUGCUUCAAGAAUUGCUCCUAUGGGUGUUACAAACUCACAGUUAGCUCCAGCAACACAAGUUGAUGUCUUAACUCAAUGGACAAAUUCUGUUCUCGAAAACAUGAAAAAAGGAACCUUAUUGCGUCCUAUAGAUGAAGGGGAGGGAAACUCUGAAGUGAUGGAUGUAGAAGAUAUGGGUCCAAUGAUGGCGAAAGCCAAGGCAGAAUCUUCGUUGCCGGUCGGCACCAAGGAAAUGGUAUCGACUGUAUCGCCCACUUAUAAAGCGUUAACAAAACAAGGAUAUAGUGUAGUUGGUUCCCACAGUGGUGUCAAGAUUUGUCGAUGGACGAAGAAUGCCAUGCGUGGACGAGGUUUUUGCUACAAAUAUAGCUUUUAUGGUAUCCGUAGUCAUUUGUGUAUGGAAGCCACGCCUAGUUUGGCAUGCGCAAACAAAUGUACAUUUUGCUGGCGCCACGGCACGAAUCCGGUGGGUACAGAAUGGCGUUGGAAAGUUGAUCCUCCAGAGUUGAUUAUGAAAGGUGUUCUUGAAUCUCACUAUGCCAAAUUGAAACUGAUGCGAGGCGUACCUGGAGUGCGUCAAGAUCGUUUUCUUGAAGCUUCUCGAGUGAGGCAUUGCGCAUUGUCGCUGGUGGGUGAACCGAUUUUCUACCCAUAUAUCAAUGAAUUCGUGGGAAUGCUUCAUGAACGGGAAAUUUCAUCCUUCCUUGUCACAAAUGCUCAGCAUCCGGAAGCGUUCCGGAAGAUGGGAAUGGUGACUCAGCUAUAUGUUUCGAUCGAUGCCAGCACGAAACAGAGUCUCAAGUCGGUAGAUCGACCAUUGUUUAAAGACUUUUGGGAGCGCUUGCUGACGUGUUUAGAGAUUUUACGCGAAAAGAAGCAAAGGACGGUGUAUAGAAUGACAUUGGUGAAGGGAUUUAACAUGGAACAAAUUAAAGAGUACACUGAAUUGAUACGAUUGGGAGUUCCUUGUUUCAUUGAGAUCAAGGGAGUUACUUACAGUGGAAAUUCUGACCAAUCGCCACUAACGAUGAAGAAUGUACCAUACUAUGAAGAGGUGGUGGACUUUACAAAGAAGUUAAUUGAAAAUAUAGACAAGUAUUUGGGAGACUUGGGUGUUAAAUACGAAAUUGCAGCGGAGCAUGCUCACAGUUGCAGUUUACUGGUUGCACAAACGAAGUUCAAGAAGAACGACAUGUGGUACACUCACAUUGACUAUGCGAAAUUCUUUGAGCUAUGGCGUACAAAGGAAGCAUUUGAUCCAAUGGAUUAUAUUGCACCCACGCCGGACUUUGCUUACUUUGGCCAGGGAGGAUUUAGUCCGGAAGAUGUUCGAUUUGUGCGAAAGCAAAAGAAUAAAAAUAAGCCAGAGGCCACACCGGCACCUACUGCAGUUCCAGAGGUUGCUGCUUAGUUUUUGGAAAUGUUUAAAUAUCGCUGGAUUGUUGAAGCUUGGGGCAUAUGGAAUAUACCAGGUAUGAAUACAGGCGUGUGUGCAUCCUGGAUGGAUGGAUGGAUGGAACAAGUAAGAAAGCAGAACAAGUUCUGUCACAUACUAAAAAUGGGGUAAUUUUUUCUUUUAAUACAUAUUCUAUUU